AUGGUUUUUCUAACAACGAAAGUGAUGCAAAGGACUGCACUCUUUGUGACGUUUGGGGGUUUUGUCACUUCUCUGAUCACCGCCUUCCUUCCGCUGUGGAAGACGAUGAACUCUGACCUGAACGAAGUGGAGAACUGGUUCUCUGGACUGUGGCACACCUGCCUCUACACAGAGGAGGUGGGAAUUCAGUGUAAGGCCUACGAGUCCAUCAUGGGGCUGCCGAUGGACCUGCAGAUCUCCAGGGUGCUUAUGUCAGUGUCUAUAGGCACCGGAGGUUUAGCUCUGCUGGCUGCCUUCCCAGGACUGGAGGGGGUUGGGAUGUGUGCAGGGCAGCCUGGCCCGAAGAGACUGCUCCUCAUCCUCAGCGGCGUGCUGUCCUGGGUGUCGGGGCUCACAACUCUGGCUCCCGUCUCUCUUGUGGCCUACACAACUAUUGUGGAGUUCUGGGACGAAGGUUUUCCUGAUGUGAUGCCACGCUGGGAGUACGGAGAGGCAAUGUUCUCUGGAUGGUUUGGAGGUUUUGCUCUGGUCAUCGGUGGGACUCUCUUCUUUGUAGCUGUGUGCAUGGGGGACUACGACCAGAGGCCACUAAGUGUACCACACAGCCUGCAGGUGAAGCGCAGGACAAAGCACUACCGGAAGACUGAGGUUUUAUAGAUUUCUUAUUGUCAAAUGUAUCAUCUGCACAUUCAUAUACUUCAUAUGGAGUGAUGACAUAACAAAAUUACUUUUUUAAAUUAAAUUUCUGACCGAAGUAAC
This is a messenger RNA of Cottoperca gobio, 759 nucleotides long. It is a transcript of the gene cldn26, whose product is annotated as claudin 26. Lineage: Eukaryota; Metazoa; Chordata; Actinopteri; Perciformes; Bovichtidae. The record is from RefSeq and is a predicted model, not a curated record. The coding region runs from base 1 to 657 and encodes 218 amino acids. Gene Ontology annotation, cellular component: bicellular tight junction; membrane. Gene Ontology annotation, molecular function: structural molecule activity. The transcript has a single exon.